Messenger RNA from Olea europaea var. sylvestris, 1020 nucleotides. RefSeq names its product phosphoenolpyruvate carboxylase kinase 1-like. The record is from RefSeq and is a predicted model, not a curated record. The transcript has 3 exons. Bases 28 to 873 code for a protein of 281 amino acids. Gene Ontology annotation, molecular function: ATP binding; calcium-dependent protein serine/threonine kinase activity; calmodulin binding. Gene Ontology annotation, cellular component: nucleus; cytoplasm. Lineage: Eukaryota; Viridiplantae; Streptophyta; Magnoliopsida; Lamiales; Oleaceae. Gene Ontology annotation, biological process: protein autophosphorylation; peptidyl-serine phosphorylation; intracellular signal transduction.
ACUGCGUAUUUCCAGAGAGAGAAACUGAUGACUGAGGCACUCAGGAAAGCUUACACAGUGAAGGAAGAGAUCGGGAGGGGGAAGUACGGCGUCGUAUUCAGGUGUCAUUCCGCCAUCACCGGCGACUGCUUCGCCGUGAAGUCCAUCGACAAGCGCCUCGUCCAAAACGAUGCCGUUGACAGGCAGUGCCUUUACAAUGAAGCCAAGAUCAUGCAGCUGGUUUCGAGCAAUAAUCAUCCGAAUGUGUUGAAAAUUUUCGAUAUUUACGAAGAUGAUAGCUUUCUUCACAUUAUACUCGAGUAUUGUCAGUCAUCGGAUCUUUUUGAUCGGAUAAAUGCCCGACCCAUAUUCACCGAAUCCGAGGCUCUCGAUGUCAUGGUACCACUAAUGGAAGCCAUAGCACAUUGCCACCGCCAUGGGAUUGCCCACAGGGACAUAAAACCCGACAACAUCCUCUUCAAUGACAAAAAUGAACUGAAGCUUGCGGAUUUCGGCUCAGCUGAGUUCUUCAAUGACAGCCAGCCGAUGUCUGGCAUUGUUGGGACUCCCUACUAUGUGGCUCCAGAGGUGCUAGCUGGAAACUGCUACAAUGAAAAGAUUGAUGUGUGGAGCACAGGGGUCAUUUUGUAUAUAAUGCUAGCCGGCAUCCCUCCAUUUUACGGGGAGUCAGCAAAGGAGAUUUUUGACGCCGUGCUUAGGGCGAACUUGAGGUUUCCGAUGAGGAUUUUCAACUCUGUAUCCCCAGGAGCUAAGGAUUUGCUAAGAUGGAUGCUGUGUAAGGAUGUAUCCAGGAGGUUCUCGGCUGAUCAAGUCCUACGGCAUCCAUGGAUGAAAACCAGUGGAGACACGGGAUCAAUGGGUGUUCUGAGUUGAGAAAAUGUUUUACGAACUUUGCAAAUUGUAUUAUAUGCCAAAUGUAAAGGCACCAGUGUAUCAAUAGUCUACCUACAUAACCAUAGUGUCAUAGUGAGUUUUACACUUUUUAAUCAUUUUUUUGCGAUGAAAUUCGUGAUUUUACCA